This is a messenger RNA of Pipistrellus kuhlii (Kuhl's pipistrelle), 1306 nucleotides long. RefSeq names its product interferon lambda-3-like. The transcript has a single exon. Gene Ontology annotation, biological process: positive regulation of immune response; innate immune response; defense response to virus. The coding region runs from base 636 to 1232 and encodes 198 amino acids. The record is from RefSeq and is a predicted model, not a curated record. NCBI's taxonomy places the organism in Eukaryota, Metazoa, Chordata, Mammalia, Chiroptera, Vespertilionidae. Gene Ontology annotation, molecular function: cytokine activity.
CUCUCUUCAUUACAGGCUGCUCUGCCUUUCUGACUCUCUCCCACCCCCAGCAGCCUUCUGCCUUCCUCUUCUCCCCUCCCCUGACAGCCUCCCUCUUGGUGGUUCCAGGUUCUUUGUGGCAACCCCCCUAGAGGUGCCUUUCUCCUCCUCUCCCUGCCCUGGGGUAUCCCACACAAAGGCAGGUCUCUAUGUCCCCUACCCAGCAGGGCUCUGUGACCUCCCUCUGUGGGGCUGGGGCUGCCCUUGUCUGCGAAUCCUGGCAUGACCUCACCUUCUGCAGGUGAAUCAGAGUCUGUAUCAGUUUCUCUUUCGCUUUAGCUGCUCAACUGGCUCCAGGCCCGGCCCUGCACAGGCCUUUCCCAGCCUGGGGCCUCCCCUAGUGGCAGGUGUGUUUUCACUUUUCCUACAUCAGCUGGGAUUGCCCCUCUGUCCAAGCUAAAAGCUGCACCAUGGAGCCCAUGUCAGCAGAGCUGCAAGUUCAGACAUACAGACAGAACAGCAGCCUGAGACACAGAAGAGGAGACUGAGACCAGAGACACCAAACAAGGCUGGUGACACCCAGGUGACAGCCUCUCUGUGGACACUUGGACGCCCAUCUGCUGACAGAGACCAGAGAGCAGAGGCCAGAGACCAGGAUGAAGCCUGACUGGGCUGUGUGGUGCACGCUGGUGCUGAUGCUGAUGGCCGCGGUGCUGAGCAGGACAAGAGCAGUUCCUGCCCCUCCGCCCCCCAGGACCCACCUGGGUGCCAGGGGCUGCCACAUGGACCAGUUCAAGUCUCUGUCCCCACAAGAGAUGAAGGCCUUCAAGAGGGCCAAGGACGCCCUGGAAGAGUCCCUCCAGCUCAAGAACUGGCACUGCAGCUCCCGCUCACUCCUCAGGCCCCGGGACCUGAGGCAGCUGCAGGUGUGGGAGCGCCCUGUGGCCUUGGAGGCUGAGCUGGCCCUGACACUGAAGGUCCUGGGGACCGUGACCAACUUGACCCCGGGGGACAUCCUGGACCAGCCCCUCCUCACACUGCAGCACAUCCACUCCCAGCUUCAGGCCUGUGUCCCAGCUCAGGCCCCAGCUGGCCCCAGGCCCCGGGGCCACCUCCACCAAUGGCUGCAUCGCCUGCAGGAAGCAGAGAAGAAGGAAUCCCAGGACUGCCUUGAAGCCUUUGUCACAUCCAACCUCUUCCGCCUCCUCACCCAGGACCUGAAAUGUGUCGCUGCAGGAGACCUGUGUGCCUGACCUUGAGGCCUGGCAGCCACCUGUGCCCUCAUCAUGGAUUUUAUUUAUGCAUGCCCCCUUUUUUAAUUUAUUGU